AUGAGCGAAUUGAGGACAGAUGACGACGACGGCUACCGCUCUCCCUUGCAGACUGCGACAACAACCCCUCAGUUCCCCCUGCAAGUCUCCUCGGCCCGUUCAGAAUCCACGGAGCCGAGUGGCAACUGUCUAAGUGAGUCAGAGGAGGGGCGUCCGAUGGAGCCCAAUAACAAGGCGGACACCCAAGCUGACCUACUUGACAUACUUUUGAGCGCAAAGAAAACCAAUGAGAAUGAGACCAUCUUCGCGCAGGAUACCGGACAAACGGAGUCCCUGGACCUGAGCCGGAUUCCGGUGUCCAGUAAGGACCCUGAACAUUCAACGAAAACAGAGUUUCCGAAUCCCUUCGAGCCAGUUGACCAAAAAGGUCGGGAACUUCUCAGCUUUAUGACAGCCCUCGCGGCCUCUGGAAGCCUUUUUGGACGACCAGCACCACCAGGUCCACUUCUGCCCGGUAUCAAUCUCCUAGAUGAAACCGCCUUCAUGCGCGGUAUUGGCCAGGACAUGGUUGAGCGACCCAAUUCAUCGACCGCUCCGCCUGCGCCUGCACAGCGCAAAUGUCAUAUCUGUUCGGAGGAGAUACCCGAUUUGAUGCCGGAGUACAUGAAACAUCUGACAAUGACGCAUCUGAUGCCGGCGCCCAUGGCCCUGAUCACCUCACUCACCGUCUACAAGGGAGUCGGCGGACUGGAAUCCAGUGCGGGUAUCCCGAAGCUCCUCCCACAAGCGGCAGUCACCAAGGGUGACUUUUCCUGCAUCACGUCUUCGGCGCUUUCUAGUCUAAUGUCCGUACCUCAACCCCUGCUCAAUCCAGAUGCCAUCUCCCGCGUUGGCGCAGGAUGCGACCUCUCAAAUCUCCUCAACAACGCCCCCUUUGCGGUUCCCAUGCCAGGCUUCUGGCCCAACUUCAACAUCCCUGGAGACCAACCAAGAGGGCCUUUUGAUCAAAAAAGCAAGGACAAGACACGUGAGCCACAGCCAGUAGGCUCAUUUCCUGCCAAUUCGAUGGACAGUCUGAAAGCCUGCUUUUCGACGGAUCCCCUGAGCUCCUUGGACCAGCGGCGCAUUCCUGCCUUUCCACUGGGCGUUAAGAGCAUGUUCGGACUGGGUUUCAACAGCCUCUGUGAGCAUUUACCCACGUCUCUGAGGCCUCGACAAUCUCCUGAGACGGCCUUUCCUCUGCAGCCUCCGACGUCGAUCCAUUCAGCCGGUGGUCUGCCGGAAGCCAGUGGUGACCGUACUGCUGGAAGGAAUUGGGACGAGACGGCAAUGGGACCCGAUCAUGAACUCAGUUUCAAGCGACCUCGACUGGAAACCUCA
Messenger RNA from Dibothriocephalus latus, 1320 nucleotides. Lineage: Eukaryota; Metazoa; Platyhelminthes; Cestoda; Diphyllobothriidea; Diphyllobothriidae. The record is from the annotation of a GenBank genome assembly.